This is a messenger RNA of Cryptotermes secundus, 2929 nucleotides long. RefSeq names its product peroxisomal acyl-coenzyme A oxidase 3. Gene Ontology annotation, cellular component: peroxisome. The record is from RefSeq and is a predicted model, not a curated record. Gene Ontology annotation, molecular function: pristanoyl-CoA oxidase activity; fatty acid binding; FAD binding. Gene Ontology annotation, biological process: lipid homeostasis; fatty acid beta-oxidation using acyl-CoA oxidase. The coding region runs from base 268 to 2334 and encodes 688 amino acids. The transcript has 13 exons. NCBI's taxonomy places the organism in Eukaryota, Metazoa, Arthropoda, Insecta, Blattodea, Kalotermitidae.
UUUAAUUAAUUGAUGUGCAAUUGCGAAAGACACAUUUGGAGCGAGUGACGUAAAAUGUGUUGUAAUGUAUUUUCUGCUCCUAAACUGAUAACAUGACUUGAUAACUAUCGUCUGAUAUGUUAGUGAUUAGAAUAGCUGAUUGUAUGUAGAUGAUGUGACUAGACACAUUUAAGGGUUAUAAUGGAAUGACGUGUUAAUUUAAAAUGAUUUAAGUUAACCUUAACUGCAGAUAGGUUAAAAUGGUGUUCUAGCAGUAAAACAAGAACAAUGAAGAACGAGCUGUUACCAGAUUUUCCUCCAGGACCACUAGAUGUAUAUAGAAACCAAGCAUCUUUUGACUGGAAGAAAUUAAAAUUGUUUCUAGAAGAUGAAUCAAUUACAGAAUUCACGAUGAAGAUGUGGAGAGUUCUGGAAGCAGACCCAUUGUUUCAACGCCCACAGUCAGCAUUAAGUAUGGAUGAGCAGCGGCGUCUGGCAACAAGGCAGAUGUACCGUGUAAAACAAUAUAACUUUCUUCCUUUUGAAGAAAUGGCAGAAGACAUGAGAAAGCCAUUUGCAUUGUGCUCUGUGCUGUUCCAAUUGAAUCCAGACCUUUCAUUGAAGUACUGCUUAACUUUCCAUGUGUUUACAAAUGCAGUUGCUGCUAUGGGAACUGCAAGACAUUAUCAUUAUGUGGAAGCUGCUCAAGAAGGCAGAAUUGGUGGCUGCUUUGCAAUGACAGAAAUAUCGCAUGGUACCAAUACCAAGGGCAUGAGAACAACUGCCACAUAUGAUCCCAAAACCCAGGAAUUUAUAAUACACACCCCAGACUUCGAAGCUGCAAAAUGUUGGGUUGGCAACUUGGGGAAAUGCAGUACCCAUGCUGUUGUGUAUGCACAGUUAAUCACUCCUGAAGGCACAAACCACGGUCUGCAUCCAUUUAUUAUUCCUAUAAGAAAUACUGCAACACUCUUACCUUUUCCUGGAGUCAUUGUUGGUGACUUAGGUGAGAAGAUUGCCCUGAAUGGUGUUGACAAUGGAUUUGUCAUGUUCCAGAAUUAUAGGAUCCCACGAGAAAAUCUCCUAAAUAAGACUGCUGAUGUUAGUCCUGAAGGGCAAUACAUCAGUGGCUUGAAGGAUCCCAAAAAGAGAAUGGGUGCUGCAUUUGGAUCCCUAUCAGCUGGUCGCGUUACAAUUAUUGGAAUUUGUCUGUCAUAUCUUUUUAGUGCUGUAACCAUUGCAGUUCGUUACUCAGCAGUAAGAAAACAGUUUGGGCCUGAAGAUGGCAAUGAAUUUCCUGUUCUUGAAUAUCAGCUCCAGCAAAGCAGACUACUUCCAUAUGUGUCAGCUGCAUUUGCAAUCAGAAUUUUCACAGAUUACUUCAACAAGGUGUUUGGAGAAUUUACUGCCAGAACUAUGAUGGGGGACAAAAGUGAUGAAAUGGCAGAUCUGGGAAUGGAAAUCCAUGCCCUUUCUUCAGCAGGGAAGCCAGUAGCUGGCUGGAUUGCUAGGGACGCAAUACAGUCCUGUCGCGAAGCCUGUGGAGGACAUGGCUAUCUUAAAGCGGCUGGCCUGGGAGACCUUCGCAAUGUCAAUGAUGCAAAUUGCACAUAUGAGGGCGAGAACAAUGUAUUGCUUCAACAGACUAGCAAUUGGUUGCUGCAGCUGUGGACUAAGAAGAUUAGCACAGGAGCAGGUCCAAUCCAUACUCCAAUGGGAUCAGCUGACUUCCUCACAAACAUGAAUGAAAUCUUGAAAACUAGAUUUAUUGCAAGAACUGUAGAAGAAGCUAUUAAUCCUGAAGCUCUGUUGGCUGCCUACAAGUGGAUAGUGUGUUGGUUGUUACAAGCCACUGCAAACAAAGUUAAAUCCCAGCAUCAACUUGGCAAGGAUACAUUCACUGCAAAGAAUGAUUCACAGGUGUUCUUUGCUAAAACACUGUCACUAGCAUUCAUUGAGCAUUUUAUUCUCCAUACAUUUAUGUCACGUGUUACAUCUGAUGGACUUGAUCUAUCGGUUAAGGCUGUGUUGUUAAAGUUGUGCUCUCUAUAUGGGGCUUAUAGUCUUGAGAAGCAUCUUGUUACUCUCUACCAAGGAGGUUAUGCAGUAGGACCAGAACCAGCUCAACUGAUAAGAGAUGGGAUCUUGGAUUUGUAUUCCAAGCUUAAACCUGAAGCCGUGGCACUGGUUGAUGUUCUCGCACCACCUGACUUUGCCCUGAAUUCUGUACUUGGAAAGUCUGAUGGGAAGGUGUAUGAGAACCUGCAAGCUGCAUUGUUUCAAGGUCCCCAAGUAUUUGAGAGACCUGAGUGGUGGGAGGAUGUGGUUCACUGGCGUCAACGUUCCAAGCUUUGAGUUAGUCACUAGAAACCUGUCAAAUAUAGUCAAAUAGGUAACACUUGUGCUUCAUAUUCCUUUCUUGAUUCUGUGCCAAGAGGUGUGUAGUCCCUCAGUUCCUCAGGGCAAAUGCUGGGAUAGUUUCUUAAAAUAGACCAUGACAUCUUUUCACAUCCUUCCACUUCUUGUUUCAGUCAUCCUUCCCUGUUGUGCUGUAUAAUAUAAGUGACUGAGAAAGCACUGUAAAAUAAAUUAAGCAGUAACAAUUAAAAACCUAUGGCAUAAUGGUCCCCCCCCCAAUGGGUCAACUCUGUUUUGCAUCUAAUGUCAGUUGUAGCCACGACAGACAAUGUACUUGGUUGAAGACAUUGUAGUACACAGAAUUUUUGGUCACACAAACUAUUGUACAAUAAGAGAUGUGUCUGGCCAUACUGACUCCUUUGAUGGACUACAGAAUUACGUUUAAGAUGGAUGCCAUAAUUCACAUAACUUUUAAACAUCUGGUGCAGGGGUAUUAGAAUUGUCAUUAGUUCAAGGUUGUAAUUGUAUUUUGUUCAGAGUUUCUCCAGUCUAGAAAACCGAAAUUAACAGCCAUGUGGAUUCAUUGUGUUGA